Molecule: messenger RNA, 1364 nt
Organism: Gossypium raimondii (Peruvian cotton)
Lineage: Eukaryota; Viridiplantae; Streptophyta; Magnoliopsida; Malvales; Malvaceae
Product: LOB domain-containing protein 41
Exons: 2
Coding region: 180-1088 (302 amino acids)
Biological process (GO): regulation of gene expression
Source: RefSeq, a predicted model, not a curated record
UUAAAACAACUGCGUUCCCCUGGUCCUAUACCUGAAAACCCAGCGGCCAUUUUUUCCUAAAAGAAUAUAUCUUAUUUUUAUAUUUUCCUUUUCCGCUUCCCUUAAAUACUCCUACUUCCCUCUUUUCUUCAACCCCCCCCCCCCCAAAAUUUUCUCUCUUCUUUCUCCAACUUCUCAAAAUGCGCAUGAGUUGUAAUGGAUGCCGGAUUCUUCGCAAGGGCUGCAGUGAAAAUUGUAGCAUCAGGCCCUGUUUACAAUGGAUCAAGAGCCCUGAAUCCCAAGCAAACGCCACCGUCUUUCUAGCCAAGUUCUAUGGCCGUGCUGGCCUUAUGAACCUCAUCAACGCCGGCCCCGAACACCUCCGCCCUGCUAUUUUUAGGUCGUUAUUAUACGAGGCUUGUGGGCGGAUAGUGAACCCGAUAUACGGUUCUGUCGGCUUAUUAUGGUCCGGAAGCUGGCAGCUUUGUCAAGCCGCCGUAGAAGCUGUGCUAAAAGGUGCUCCGAUCACGCCGAUUGCGUCAGAAGCCGCUGCGAAUGGUCAAGGGCCGCCUCUAAAAGCUUACGACAUUCGUCAUGUUUCCAAAGAUGAAAACUCUGCAGCCUCUAACGAUGUCCAACGAGUUAAGACCCGGUGCCGAGUUAAAAGAACUUUGAAGCCGAAGGUGAAUAACCCGGUCUUAGAGGAGGAGAACCGCAGCUCAGAACCACCCGAACCGCGGUGUUACGCGGAUGAAGGGUUCGAGGGAAACCGGUCGACGAGUCACGAGUCCUCGCUGAGUCACCAAUCUGAGUUGGCUGUUAUGGAUGGGGAAAGUAAAGAAACCGAGAGUAUGAUCUCAGAGGAAACAGUGGCGGCUUCGCGGCUGUUUCCGGCGGAGCCGGAGUUCGGAGGUAAGGUGUCGGAAGAAAGGACGGUGGAGGGAAGCAGCGAGGUUGGGCUGGAGUUGACGCUGGGGUUUAAACCGGUGAUGUCACGUGCUUGUCAGGUGGUGGUGCCCGUAAAGAAAAGGAGAGUGGAGGCAUACGGCACGUUCGAAGAUGGUCAAACGUGUAAGGUUGAGCUGGGUCUUGACUAUCCGGCGGCUUAAAUGGCUUUUAUAAAAGGAAAAAGAAAAGGAUAGUUUGUUCCCAGUUUUGGCGGCUCGUUUCCGGCUUUUGUUUAUUUUACAUAGAAGAGUUGUGGGUGUUUUUUUUUUUUUUUGUAAGUUCUUUUUGUAAUUUCCUUUUUCCCAUUAUGUAAACAAAAGAAAUAGUUUACAUGAGUAGAAAUGGUAAAUUUUAUAGGGGGAAUCAUAAAGAUUUUGUGUCUUCUCAACCAUUGAACUAUACCAAAAUUUAUAAAACAAACCGGGACCUUGUAUUUA